Messenger RNA from Rasamsonia emersonii CBS 393.64, 1194 nucleotides. Its product is annotated as FAD dependent sulfhydryl oxidase. Gene Ontology annotation, cellular component: mitochondrion. The transcript has 5 exons. Lineage: Eukaryota; Fungi; Ascomycota; Eurotiomycetes; Eurotiales; Trichocomaceae. Gene Ontology annotation, molecular function: flavin-dependent sulfhydryl oxidase activity; flavin adenine dinucleotide binding. The record is from RefSeq and is a predicted model, not a curated record. Bases 1 to 1194 code for a protein of 397 amino acids.
AUGGCAGCUCGUCCGACGGCACGUGUCUUUCUCAUCAGCGUCGUUGUCGUUUUCUUCCUCGUCGACAUUAUUUUUCUUCGUCCCCAAGGCCCGCCCAGUCCGGCGAGCCGCGCGCCCGGGCAUCUGGACAAAUCCUUGCCCAACCUCGAGAUCGAUGAUGACAUUUUGAAGGGCAACGUGGUGAUGCCGAAAUUGGGAAAUGAAACUGCCAAAGCGGAGCUGGGUCGGGCCACGUGGAAGUUCUUUCAUACAAUGAUGGCGCGAUACCCCGAAGAACCAACGGAGGAGGAGCAGGAGGCACUCCGCUCCUUCGUCUAUCUCUUUGCGCGAUUGUACCCAUGCGGCGAAUGCGCAGCUCACUUUCAGGCACAUCUGAAGAAAUACCCGCCCCAAGUCUCGUCACGGAAUGCGGCGGCUGGAUGGGCGUGCUUCAUUCACAAUGAGGUGAAUCAGAUGCUGAACAAACCCAUAUUUGACUGCAAUAAGCUGGGCGACUAUUACGACUGCGGGUGCGCGGACGACGAGGACGACUCCACGUCUUCGUCCAAGUCCGGCGACCAGGUUGACAAGACGGGCGGUGUCGGAGGAAGGAAACAAGCUGAUACAGGAGUGGAGGAAGCGCCCCUUGCCGUGGAGAUUACGAAGGAACCAUACCACCCUUACCACAUUCCCGCUGGCUGGCAGACUAUCUCAGGCGGGACUGGAUGCGCCCUCCUUGUUUUCUUUCUCGGAUCCUCCUACCGAGCACACAUCCAAAAAUUGAGCCCUACACCCUCUUCCAUAAUAGCUCGAAUUACCAUCCGCAGCUGCAGGGCGUUAUUAUUAUAUCCCACCACCACUAAGUCUGAUCGCCAGCCCGCCGCACCAACGCCUCUCCUCUCGUUAGGGGCCAAUAACGGAGGGAGGGGUGGUGAGACUGCACGCGGUGGUUGGGCGAUUGCCGCAGGUAUCUGUCUCCUGACUCCAGGCGUCGAGGGAGUCGUUCGUGAUUUGCGAGCCACCCUGGUUGGUGGAUGGCAGUCUCAGCUGUCGCGUACACAAGGCUCAGACACGGUCUCCUGGCCCCAGGGGGCUACAAAAGUAAACACGGCAGGUCGCGCCCGCGCCUCUCUCAGCGCAAGUGCUGUAUACUGGAUUCCCGUGGAAAGGAGAGUAGUUUUGUCUCUGCGAUCACUCGAUCUCAUCUGCUUCUGA